This is a messenger RNA of Portunus trituberculatus (swimming crab), 2092 nucleotides long. RefSeq lists its product as uncharacterized. The coding region runs from base 51 to 1475 and encodes 474 amino acids. The transcript is spliced from 8 exons. The record is from RefSeq and is a predicted model, not a curated record. NCBI's taxonomy places the organism in Eukaryota, Metazoa, Arthropoda, Malacostraca, Decapoda, Portunidae.
CACUGUCCGCUGAUAUUCAGUUUGUUGUGUACUGCCGUGUGGUGUUGAGAAUGAAGUUGCUAAGACGCCGCUGCUCUAAGGCGGUUCAAAGCUUCCGGGGUCACGUGAUCAUCGUCAUCGUCUUCUUCGUCUUCAUUCUGCACGUCACUUCAAGGAAAAAAGAACCAAUAGAAAAUGGGAAGGUGGAGACAAAAGACGCGUUCCCAAUAGACUUUGAGGAGCCGAGGGAGGAGCUGGCCCAGUCCAUUCCACCACCACCUGACCCACCACCCCGCUCCUCCCACACCCUCGCACUGGGACCCUACGAUGACUGGGUGGAGGCCAAAGGUUCGAACCGAGAGUUUUUCCUAUACUCAGCAUAUCUGGACAAGCGGGCAACCAAGGGCCAGGUGAUCAUCGUGGCUAUUGUCAAGAAAAGGAAAUCGGUGAAAUUCUGCACAAUAUGGAGCGAGGGAACCACCACAGAGGAGAAAGGAAGAGUCAAAGUUAUACACGAGAAUUGGAACCUUCCGUACACAGCAGCCCUGAUUAUUUGCAACAUUCCUCAAGGCUCCAAACCAACACACGUGGCCCUUACCUCCUUCCCUGACACGAUACUGGUGGUGCAGGACAUGGAGGUGAGGAGGAAUGAGGGGCGUAUGAGUGUGUGUGUCAAGCCAUUGCACUAUGACUACAACAGGGCCCUAUGGCUUGUAGAAUUCAUUGAGUUCUAUAGACUUAUGGGAGUGGACAGGUUUAUCUUCUACAACCACACCAUGGGCCCGAGUAUAGACGCUGUGGUGAGGCAUUACGUGGACAACAACGUGGUGACCCUCCUGCCGUGGGCCCUGCCGGUCCCCACGCAGAAGGAAAUCAGGACUGAGGGGAUCUUUGCGGCUCUCAACGACUGCAACCUUCGCUCCGUCAACCGCUUCACCUUCUCAGCAAUGGUGGACUUCGAUGAGUUUCUGGUGCCGAGGAAACACGACUCCCUCAUCGACCUUCUGGACACCUACGGCACCAAGGACAGCAACUAUGUGUUUCAGAACGUCUUCUUCUACCUGUACUGGGAGAACGACACAACAGCGGCAUACGACAGGCUGACCCAGGAAGGAAUAUCGCCCAUGGAAGGUCCUGCUGAGCCCUACCUUCUCACGGCCUUCAAGACACGCCGCCUCGCCAAACCACACAAGUCCGGGGUUCGCUCCAAGUACAUCGUGAGGCCUGAGAGGGUGAUGGAGCUCGGGAACCACAACGUUUGGGAGUACAUAGGACGCAAGGUGUGGAAGAAGGUGCCCCCUGAAGAUGGCCUGUCUCACCACUACAGAAUCUGCGAGUACGGGGGAUUUGACUGUCUCAACCAACCCAACGUGGUGGACCGGCAGACACACACCUGGCUGGGGAAGGUGUACCAGCGUGUAAUGGAGCAGUGUAGCCAGAUAUUUCUAAAGGAGGGGGUCUGUCCCACGGCCCCGCCUCUAGGCUCUCCCUGGUGACCGUGUGUGUGUGUGUGUGUGUGUGUGUGUGUGUGUGUGUGUGUGUGUGUGUGUGUGUGUGUGUGUGUGUGUGUGUGUGUGUGCCUUACAUCUACGAGUGCUUUCAAAAUGUGCCUUAUUGAUUAUCAUGUAUCUUUUUUUCUCUCUCUCUCUCUCUCUCUCUCUCUCUCUCUCUCUCUCUCUCUCUCUCUCUCUCUCUCUCUCUCUCUCUCUCUCUCUUGCAUAAUUCUUUCUAGCUAUCCACUAUUCUCUCACUACUACUACUACUACUACUACUACUACUACUACUACUACUACUACUACUACUACUACUACUACUACUACUAUCUUAAAAUCGUUCUCAUGGCGUCUUCCUUUAAGUGUGUGUGUGUGUGUGUGUGUGUGUGUGUGUGUGUGUGUGUGUGUGUGUGUGUGUGUGUGUGUGUUUAAUUUCGUUGUGUGUCAAUUACAAGUCAGUUGUUUCAUUUCUUUCUUUGUUAUUUAUCUCCUCUCCUUCAUUCACCCUUCUCUCCUUUUCUGAGAAGGUUGCCCAUUGUUGAAUCAAGAAUAAUAAUAAUGAUAAUAAUAACACUAAUAAUAAUAACAAUGAUAAUUAAGAGAUGAUUAUAUAUUACUUC